Messenger RNA from Balaenoptera musculus (blue whale), 2204 nucleotides. RefSeq names its product mucin 13, cell surface associated (gene MUC13). Bases 1 to 1662 code for a protein of 553 amino acids. The record is from RefSeq and is a predicted model, not a curated record. NCBI's taxonomy places the organism in Eukaryota, Metazoa, Chordata, Mammalia, Artiodactyla, Balaenopteridae. The transcript is spliced from 12 exons.
AUGAAAGCCUUCACUCACCUCAGUCUUCUUGCCCUCCUGCUUUCUCUAACCUCAGGUGUUACUACAGCUUCUACCAUCAACACGAGCGAUCUUACUUCUACCACAGACACUGCUACUCCUACCGCCACCACAAGCGCAACUACUUCUACCACAGACACUACUACUCCUACCACCGUCACGAGCGCAACUACUUCUACCACAGUAACUACUACUCCUACCACCACCACGAGCGCAACUACUUCUACCACAGACACUGCUACUCCUACCACCGUCACGAGCGCAACUACUUCUACCACAGUAACUACUACUCCUACCACCACCACGAGCGCAACUACUUCUACCACAGACACUGCUACUCCUACCACCGUCACGAGCGCAACUACUUCUACCACAGUAACUACUACUCCUACCACCACCACGAGCUCUCCUACUUCUACCACAGUAACUACUACUCCUACCACCACCACGAGCUCUCCUACUUCUACCACAGUAACUACUACUCCUACCACCACCACGAGCGCUCCUACUUCUACCACAGAAACUGCUACUCCCACCACCACCACGAGUGCUCCUACUUCUACCACAGACACUACUACUCCUACCACCAAAACGAGUACCCCUACUCCCUCCACAAGUACCCCAGGUCCCAGCAAACCUUGCCAAGUGGAUCCCUGUGAGGGUGGUUCUUCAUGUGUUAAUCUGCAUGAUAGACGUUUUUGCCUGUGUUCAGAAGGGUAUUACUAUAACUCUUCUACAUGCAAUAAAGGAAAGAUAUUCCCUGGUACAAUUACAGUCAAAAUAUCAUCUACAUCCAGCUUGGAAGACGAAAAUUCUGUGGCUUAUCAGGAAUUAUACCUUAAAAUUACUACAUUUUUUAAAAAUGCAUUUAACAAUACUGAUUACGGACAGACUGUAAUUGGUAAAUUAAGCACAUCUCCUUCAGCAAGAUCUGAAAUUCGUACUGUUGACGUAGCAGUAGUAAACAUUUUUACAGAAACUACAGAAGAAACUGAAGAAAACAUAUCACGUACCAUUAAAAAUGCAAUUGAAAACAGCACAACUGAGUUUACAGGAUACAUCAAGCAAGAUCGGUGUAAGUAUUAUGGUUGUGAGAAAAGGAAUGAGCAAGAUGACUGCACCAGUGGUUUACUAUGUCAGUGCAAACCGGGGCUGCAGAGACCGAGCCCACAGAUCCCUCUGUGUGUUGCUUUGGAUCCAAAGUGUCCUGGUAACUGCAACACAGAGAACAAGAGGCAAUGCCUAGUGAAGAACAGAGGGGAAGCUAAAUGCGUGUGCCUGCCAGGCUACAAGGAAGAUAAUCGUGGGAUCUGUCAACCGUGUGCGUUUGGCUACAGCGGAGUUGAUUGUGAAGACUCAUUUCAGCUGAUCCUCACGAUCGUGGGCACCAUUGCUGGCAUCCUCAUUCUCGGCAUGGUGAUUGCACUCAUCUUCUCAGUGAGAUCAAAGAACAAAAGCAGGAAUGUGGAAGAAGAGAACUUGAUUGAGAACGAUUUUCGAAAUCUGAAACUGCGGGAGACCGGCUUUAGCAAUCUAGGAGCAGAUGGGAGCAUCUUCCCUAAGAUCAGGGUGAACCUACCCAAAGAGAGUCAGCCACAGAAUCCCUACAUAGUCCAGGGUGGUCUACCCCGCGCAGACUAUUAGAACGGUAAAAAUUAGGAACCAUCCACCCCUCAACCCAACAUAUGAGCUUUUGUUUUGAGUGUUUCAAAGACUGAUGGAGAAGGGAGCAGCCAUGAAGAUCUGGCCUUCGGUAUUUCCCUUCCAUCCAGCCUCUCUGAAUGGGAGUUGUGACUGUUUGCAAUGAAUACAGCUUGUUUGCUAACUAAGUACCUAUGAAAUUAAAUGCACAUAGAUGCUAUUAGUAAGCAUCUAUACUUAAGAUAGUUGAUUUACUCCAAUCAGUACAAUGGUUAGGUUUGUUUUUCCUGGCUGUGCAACAGUAAUCAUUCUAUCUAUCUAGAGGGAAGCUCCCCAGGAUUUUUCACUCCUGAAAGAGUCUAGAAGACUGUUGCUUUGAGUUGAUACCCUGUAGAUAAUUGACGUAUUCUGGGAGACUCUUACAUAUCAGCUGUGGACGUCCCAGGAGAUGGGAGGAGAUACCAUCCUUGAAGAUGCUCAGGUUCAUUCUCUGGCAAGUUAAAACAGGGAAGCUGGGGCUUCCCUGGUGGCGCAGUGGUUAAGAA